Molecule: messenger RNA, 1899 nt
Organism: Acyrthosiphon pisum (pea aphid)
Lineage: Eukaryota; Metazoa; Arthropoda; Insecta; Hemiptera; Aphididae
Product: signal transducer and activator of transcription 5A
Exons: 7
Coding region: 625-1899 (424 amino acids)
Biological process (GO): regulation of DNA-templated transcription; signal transduction
Molecular function (GO): DNA binding; DNA-binding transcription factor activity
Source: RefSeq, a predicted model, not a curated record
UUCACGCAUUCAUUUUUAGAAUUUACGUUUUAAAAAUCAAAGCUCGAAUCACUGAUUUAUUCAGGAAUGACAAAUUGAAAAGCAUCGAGAGUCAUAUUAUUAUGAGUUACCGAUAACGUAUGAUUGGCGAAUAUCAAUUUUCAGUUAUUUUCAACGUAUUGUUUACACUGUUGUAGAACCUUCCAUGUCAUAAACGUUUGUGAUUAUAUAAUUAUAGAUCAUACAUAGUACCUGUUGGUAACGUUUCUUGUUUUUCGUGUCGUUACAAAUAGCUCAAAUGUUUAUCGGUAUUUGUUGGUUACUGAAGUUGAACACUGCCGUAUCGGUAUCGUGUCGUGUUCGUACAUGAACUGUCGUUGUGCCGUUUACCGUCAAAAAAUAGUUAUUAUAUUAUUAUUAAUAACGCGUGCACAACCCGUCGUCUAUAAAUACUGAAAUUUAAUUAUAAUAAUAUUAUGAUAUUAUGAUUUGAUUUGUAAUAUUAUUAGUAUUGUGUAGAAAAUAAUAUCGUUCGUAAAAUCCUUGUAUAGACGAACUUUCGUUAUUUAUCGGAUUUAAAAUUUUCAUCAUAUCGUUUCGUUUUUAUUAUAAAACACCUAUAUACCAGCUAUAGAGUCACUAAUUAUGGAGGUCAACGUAAAAUCAUCCCAAGAAAUGGAAAAUAAUAGGAUCGUGCAACAGAUGGAGUUGAUCAGUAACCACGCUGAGCGCACGAAUAAGAUUCGCAUGACAAUUCAAUCAGAAAUUGAUUCGUUCAAUGUUUUGUACUCGGAACGUGCUAAAUGCGCUCAACAAUUGGAAUACGCGAAAAGUCAAAGAAUGAGCAGCACUUCAGUAUCACCUGAAAUCGAAUGUGAAUUAAUACGAAAAAAAGAAUUGCACGAAGGACAAUUAAAGGCUAAAUCAUUAAUUCUUAAUAAUUCUAUUUGUGUUUACAUUAACAAACUCAAUGAAUUAACAAACUUGAUCAGUCCUGUGCAAGCUUAUAUUAUUGAUAACUCAUUAGUUCAGUGGAAACGUCAACAACAAUUUGCUGGUAAUGGGUAUAAAUGCAUGAUGGAUAUAGACGUCAUACAAACUUGGUGUGAGAAAUUGUGUGAUUUAAUAUGGGUAACUCGUUCACAAGUUAAGGAAGCUGAUCGAUUCAGAGUUAAUUUGAGACAAUAUUUUGAAUUACCACAAUCAUGUGAAAUGAUUAAUACGCUGCUCAAUAUGACUACGCAGUAUCUUUCAUCCUUGGUGAAAAGUACUUUUGUUAUAAUUACGCAACCACCUCAAGUAUUGAAAACUAAUACAAGAUUUUUGGCAGAAGUGCGUCUAUUAAUUGGUGGAAAACUCAAUAUUCAUAAAACGUCACCCAUGGUUAAAGUAUCUAUAGUUAAUGAAUCUCAAGUUAACCAAAUAAUUGGAAGAAACAAACCAUAUGGUGAAUCCUGUGGCGAAUUAUCAAAUUGCAUUGGAAAAAUGGAGUACCACCCAGUCCGUAGACAUUUUUCUACCAACUUUCGAAGUAUGCAACUUAAAAAAAUUAAACGUACGGAAAAAAAAGGAACAGAUUCUGUUAUGGAUGAAAAAUUUUCAAUUUUAUUUUCUUCAACAUUUUUUAUUGGCAAUGAACUUCAAUUUGAGGUAUGGAAUUUGUCAUUACCAGUAGUAGUUAUUGUGCAUGGAAAUCAAGAUCCUCAUGCUUGGGCUACUGUAAUAUGGGAUAAUGCUUUUGCUAAACUUGGGCGAAUCCCAUUUCAUGUUCCUGACAAAGUUCCAUGGAGAAGUGUGGCAGAAGCUAUAAACAUGAAAUUUUCUGCAGCUACAGGUCGUGGUCUUUCUGAAGAUAGCUUAAUAUUUUUGGCUGAAAAAGCCUUAAGGUUUGUUAAAUAUACUAGUUUAAAUACUAAAUAA